This is a messenger RNA of Botrytis fragariae, 762 nucleotides long. RefSeq lists its product as uncharacterized. NCBI's taxonomy places the organism in Eukaryota, Fungi, Ascomycota, Leotiomycetes, Helotiales, Sclerotiniaceae. Bases 1 to 762 code for a protein of 253 amino acids. The transcript has 3 exons. The record is from RefSeq and is a predicted model, not a curated record.
AUGGAACCAAAUAAUGAUUUCAAUGAUUCACCAACUUCCCCCUUCGCCAGGAAUUGGUCUCCAUUCUAUGUCAAGUUUCGAAGCGAGCAAUAUCCAAUGAAAUAUGAAGUCGAGAACAAACGUGUGAGUAUUAAAAACACGUUUUUCAAUGACUUGGGCUUGCACAGUACCCCUGGUGAAGCGUAUAUACUUGAUGAUUGUUUCCGACUCCCUUUACAGUUGUUCCUUCGAUGGUUGCAAGAAGACCAUAUGGAUGCAAUAUUGUGCAAGGUUAUGACAGAGCACAUACCCUUGUUCAACGAUACUUGGGCAAUUGCCGUCGUACACUUGUGUCUACUUUGCGAGAAUUGGGGCUUUCCCCUUGCUUUCAAUGCAGCAAUGGAUCAUUUAAUACAUCUACGAGACUUUUCAUUUAUGGUCCCGAAGCAAAUCGAGGCCAUCUACAAGACUACCUACGCUGGAUCGGGUUUGCGACGAUUGAUCGCGGAUGUUCUCUCGAUUGGACAGUAUCAAGAUCAAAUGAAGCAUUUAGGGUUACUCGAAGAUUCGAUUGCAGGGGAAGUGUUUGAGGAGCUUUUGGAUGAUAUGAGGACACGUGAACUUCCCGAACCAUCGUUGUUUGAUUCUGAUGGCACUGUUAGAAAUGGAGAGGGCAAAGCGUUCAUCAUGGUUUCCAGUCCUUUUACUGUCUGUUUUGCGGAUGCAGCGCGAGUUCUGAAAUUGAAGAACGGUCUAUGGUUCCAAGAGGUUUUGAAGCUUUGA